Messenger RNA from Saccostrea cuccullata (small rock oyster), 1205 nucleotides. RefSeq lists its product as uncharacterized. Lineage: Eukaryota; Metazoa; Mollusca; Bivalvia; Ostreida; Ostreidae. The record is from RefSeq and is a predicted model, not a curated record. The coding region runs from base 114 to 566 and encodes 150 amino acids. The transcript has 5 exons.
UUGUAAUAUUAGUCGUUCAAAUUUUUAUCUUAAAAAUGCAUCUCCACUUCAAAGACGAACGCAGAUGACUAAGUGAUAUAAAUUUACUUUAUGGAACCAAAGCUAGUUCUUUUAUGGAAUGCCGUACGUCACAAAUUACGUCAUCAUGCGACUUAGAAGGCAGAAAGAAAGAAAGAGCAGAAUGUUUUCAACUCCAUAUUUUCUGCACAGUUACUUGUUAUCACAAGGAUCAGAUUUCAAGUACCAGAGUAGUCCUAACUCCUAAAUUUUCCCAAUUUGUCAAAAGUACAUCUAGUGACACAAGAGAAGAAUGUGGAGUAAAUGCCAAUAAAGGCUCGACUGCAGGGGUAUACCUGACUUCUCGGCAAUUUCUGGUUAUCACCAUCCGAAUGACCGAUUCAGAAGACCAACUUCAAGGUGACUCUUAUGCAUUGAGAUCUUUCGCUGAUGGACUCAAAUUGUUCAGGAAAAAAUCCAGCUACCACAGCCACAGAUUUCUGGCAUGUGUUCAGAAGGAACAUAGAUGCAAUGAUGAAACAAUCUCCAGACAGAUGGGUGGCCCUUGAGCAGAGAAUGUUAAAAAGAAUUGAAGCAUUCAAUAAAGAAGAUUAAGAAACAGAAUGUGUCCAGUUGUUUGUUCAUCAAAAGAAUAACUUGGAUAAUCAUAGUGGUGCUUCCUCAAAAUCUGCAUGUGUUAAAAUUAAGCAGUUUCAAAUUAAGAUUUAGAUAAAGCUCAUUAAGUCAUUUGCUGGAUCAGAUUUUGAGAUUGUACUUAUUGCAUUUUUUUGAAUACAGUAACAGUGAAACGUUGAUGAUUAGUUGUACAAAUUCAUAUACAGAUCUAAGUAUUAGAAUUUCCUAAUACUUUUCAUCAAAUGGAUUAAAAGAAUUGAAAGUCCAAUAUACUAGGAAAAAUAUAUAAAUUACAUCACAUGGAUUUGAUAUGAAUAUAUCAUGAUAUUUACAUGAAAUUCGCAUGAAAUUCAUAUGAAAAUCUGUAAAGAAAGCAGCAAAAAUAUUCAUAUGAAUUUCGUGCGAAUUUUUAUUCGCAUGAUAUUCGUGCGAAUUUCAUGUCAAAAUCGCAUGAUAUUUUCAUGCGAAUAUCAUGUGUGGUCCUUUUCGUCUCCUUUUCAUGCGAAGAAUUCGCACGAUAUUCAUGCGAAUUUCAUAUGAAGUUCAUGCGAGCCACUUUUGCCUGUGUAAAA